AUGGCCAGCGGCUUCUGGGUCGUGCCCAUGCCGGAUCGGUUUCGCGAGAUCUCAGCAUUUAUCAUCCCGUUUGGACUAUUUGAAUGGAGUCGCAUGCCUUUUGGCCUAACGAAUGCCCCGCAGAUUUAUCAACGCUUCGUAGACAACGCGCUGCGAUGCGGAAACAACAAUGGACGUGUUCCAGACCGGGAUCGCGGACGAUCCUGA
Phytophthora megakarya is the source of this 207-nucleotide messenger RNA. The record is from the annotation of a GenBank genome assembly. NCBI's taxonomy places the organism in Eukaryota, Oomycota, Peronosporomycetes, Peronosporales, Peronosporaceae.